Ostrinia nubilalis (European corn borer) is the source of this 1063-nucleotide messenger RNA. Its product is annotated as zinc finger TRAF-type-containing protein 1. Gene Ontology annotation, cellular component: cytoplasm. Lineage: Eukaryota; Metazoa; Arthropoda; Insecta; Lepidoptera; Crambidae. Bases 122 to 1012 code for a protein of 296 amino acids. The record is from RefSeq and is a predicted model, not a curated record. The transcript has 7 exons. Gene Ontology annotation, biological process: proteasome-mediated ubiquitin-dependent protein catabolic process; multicellular organism development. Gene Ontology annotation, molecular function: ubiquitin conjugating enzyme binding; ubiquitin protein ligase activity.
UUAUCACUGAAAAUGGCAGGCCGAUUGCGCACUAAUCACUUUUCAAAUCGAAAUAAAGUGUUUUAUAAGUAUUACACAGUGUUCGACGUUGUCUAGAAGACGGGCUAUUUUCGGAAUCGGAAUGUCGUCGACGUCACUGUCGGGGAGGAAACUGGUAAGCACGCUGCUUGAAACGGACCACUACGAGAGCCUGAUAAAGGAACUGACAUGCACCAAGUGUCGCAAGUACAUGAAGCCUCCAAUUUGGCUAUGUGUCGACGGUCAUAGCGUUUGCGGUCUCUGCUACGAGAAGAGCUACCAAUGUCAUGUUUGCAAGAAAGAAUUCUCCCAAAUUCGGCCAAUGGUGCUCGAGUCCUUAGCCAACAAAGUGCUGUUCCCGUGCACGAAUAGCGGAUGCCCCAAGCACGCGACGCUGCCUCAGCUGGAAAGGCACGCCCCGCACUGCCAGUACAGAAUUAUCAACUGUUUUAUGUCCAGAGUUUAUGGUGAUUGCAAAUGGGAAGGUCGAGCUGGUGAGUGGAUGGACCACUGCUUCGUGGAUCACAAACAGAAAGUGACGGACCUACCCUUCAUCACAGUCAGGGAUAGAUGGGACGCGAAGAGAACCGAGCCCGUGUUGAACUAUUUCCUUCUGAGGUGUUAUGAGAAGGUCUUCAAUGUGUAUCAGAUUUAUGAUAAAAGAGGAGGAAGGAUGAUGUGGACGGUGCUGGUCAACGAUGACAAUGCAGAAAAAUUCUACUUCGAAGUGGAUCUAUUUCUCCCCAACGUACCCAGCAAAAGGAUUGUUUACAGACGACCUUGUAAGUGCGAGAAGGACGCCGACUUCUUGGAGCACACCCAAAAUGUUUACAUUCCCGUAGAAAAUGUCUUCUCUAUGCUCGAUGAAAACGAAAGCACGAACUUUACAGUUCGCAUAGGUGAAGUAGAAAACCUACCUCUGCUGGAAGCACCGACUCAGAGUGAAAGUCUAAUUUUCCUGAAUGAAGAUCAAAAAGAUGAUAUAAUGGCAUAAAAGUUGUACUAGACACUAUAAAAAUAUUAUAAGGAGCGUUAACACGCGAUA